AUGGGUGGCUCUGAUAAAGAGAGGACACCAUAUAUGGGGCCGCCAACUGAUGCUUACGACGAAGCGUGGGAGGAUCUAUACAAUUACGGAAUUAUUAAAAUCCCCCAGUCCGAUGCAGGGCAACUUGUCAACCAUACACUCCCUCUAGCGUCGGAGCCCGGUCAAUACGUUGUCGAGCUUGACGUCUUCCAUCAACCUCAUUGCCUACACUAUCUCCACAAAAAAGCCUGGGGCCACGACAUGGGCCUAAGCACCAGCGACCCGGACGAAGUGACCAAAUUCUGGCAACACUUGGACCACUGCUCCGAGUCCCUGCGACAGAGCCUGAUGUGCUCAUCCGACGUCUCGACCAUCCACUGGGUGUGGUCUGAAGAGCAUCACCGGUGGCAGGCGGACGGGCGGGUUGUGCAUACGUGUCGCGACUUUGAGGCGAUACGCGAGUGGGCGUUUGAGCGGACGGCGGGGGUCGUUGAUUUUGAGACUUGGGUGGCGGAUCCUCUAAAGGGGAAUGUCUAG
Messenger RNA from Aspergillus calidoustus, 516 nucleotides. The record is from the annotation of a GenBank genome assembly. NCBI's taxonomy places the organism in Eukaryota, Fungi, Ascomycota, Eurotiomycetes, Eurotiales, Aspergillaceae.